Lepisosteus oculatus (spotted gar) is the source of this 1450-nucleotide messenger RNA. Its product is annotated as protein FAM221B. The record is from RefSeq and is a predicted model, not a curated record. Lineage: Eukaryota; Metazoa; Chordata; Actinopteri; Semionotiformes; Lepisosteidae.
UACAGAGAAUCUACACAAUCCAGGUCAGGCCACUGUUAGUACAAUCAAAGGCAGUUGCAGAUAAUAGUUUUCAGUCAAUUAAUCUACUAAUUUCAUCUUGGGCAAAGGAACUAAGAGCUAAUCACUUACCAGCAAAUGUACCCCAUCCUUGGCCUGAGGGACAUUUCAUUCAAAACUCUGCUUUCUGUUGGUUUACAUCAUACUUGCAGUGUUCAGUGCAAGUACACAGAUCUUUCCUGUUUAAUGUUUGCAUUCAGAUCUGUUGGAAGUAGCAAUUAAUAUUUGUUACAUAUAUGCUUGUAACUGAUUUCACAUAUUUAAAGCAAACAACCCCUCCAUCCCCACAAAGAAAGAACCAAAUAGAUAAUAUUAAGGAAAAAUUGAAAAGUCAUGAUUACUAAGGUAUUCAAGACAUUUGGGUGUGGCAAAUCUAAAUUAAACUACUUUAGGUGCACAAAAUUACCUUAUUGAGCCACAAUAUUAAUUUAUAGUGGUACUUGUGAUUUCAUAACAAAAACACCCUUUUCUGUGAGAUUUCUUGGUCAGGUAGUGAAUUUCAAGCAAAGACUCAACCAUGAAAACUAAGGAGCUAUGAAAGCAACUCCGGGUUAAAGCUGUUAAAGCAUGAAGUAGGAGAACAGCACAAAAAAUGUAAGCCAUCUGAAUAUCUCAGUGACCAUCAUCUACUUAAUCAUCAAAAAUGGAAGGGUAUACAGUGAAACCCAUAGUACCUGCAAGAAGCAAUGAUAUUGUGUCUGUUGCCAAGGCAAUGCACAGAGAGCAGUUUGGAGAGAGUGUGAAAAAACUGUUCGACCCAGAAACAGAUGCAGCUAUGAAAGCAAUUCAGACAGGCAUUUAUAUUGGAUGGAGAUGUCCAGACUAUUUGUGGGACUGUUUCCGUGUUGGAGAUGAGUCCAAGUGUUUCUGUGGACAUCGUCUGAAUGAACACAAGAGCUACACAGGAGGUGAUGUGCAAGUGUCAUGCAUUGUACAUUCCUGCCGAUGUGCAGCCUUCGCCUUCAUACCAUCACGGCCAGAGGAAGUGGGUGAAUUCUGGCUGAGGAAGCGGCCAGGCUUUGAUACCUCUGCUUGGAGGGCAGGGUGUCAAUGCAAACAUUCUCACGAGCAGCAUGACCCAACCACCCAUAGGUGUAAGAAGAAAGGAUGCCGUUGUAUGUUCUUUGAAUCCAGCUUUCUGUGUGCCUCCUGUGACAAGCACUGGGAACAACAUGAAACUUUCUUUGAUACUGAAGACUCCAGAAAAAAGUCUGGCCUUCCUUAUGGUGAAGCCUAUUUACCAUUUGCUGAGAUGCCUGGCCUGAGAAAUGCAGUCUUAACUGGAAAAGAGAAAGGUGAUCCAGCUUUCAAGUCCAUUACUGGAAUCCUGAAAUAAUUACAAUCAACAAUAUGCAAACAUCUGCCAUUAAAUCUUCCAUGCACUUCUAUUUUA